This is a messenger RNA of Trichomycterus rosablanca, 1593 nucleotides long. RefSeq lists its product as uncharacterized. Gene Ontology annotation, cellular component: plasma membrane. The record is from RefSeq and is a predicted model, not a curated record. The coding region runs from base 1 to 1566 and encodes 521 amino acids. NCBI's taxonomy places the organism in Eukaryota, Metazoa, Chordata, Actinopteri, Siluriformes, Trichomycteridae. Gene Ontology annotation, biological process: regulation of actin cytoskeleton organization; regulation of bone resorption; regulation of osteoclast development. The transcript is spliced from 6 exons.
AUGCCUGAUCACGACCCAGUACAAGGCACGUUUUAUGAAGCCGUCACUAUACCUUGUACAUUUGAACGUACCCCUGAGAAACCCAUAACUGAUGCAACUGUCUUAUGGUGGAAAACUAAAGCCUACGAUGGUCCGUCCCUCUACCAGUGUGAAAGAAAAGGUGCUUCAACUGGUACUGGUAACUGCUCCAUGUCAGAUGCUCGCUACUCUUUUGCUGGAGAUCUCACACAGAAAAACAUAUCCCUGCGUAUAAAUCAUGUGACAUUUCUGGAUACUGGAGUUUACUUCUGCCGGAUCAUGCUGGAAGAUCAAAUAGACUAUUUUACACAUCCGAAUGGAGUUGCGCUCAAUGUCAAAGUUCCACAAAAACUGGAGCGUAUUUAUCUUCAGACCACUGUAACCGGGGAGCACUGGGUUACAUGUGAGGUUAGUGGACACCCCUUACCAAAGGUGACCUGGGUUCAGCCAGAAAACAUAAGCAACCUGUCUACGCUGAAUAAUACUAGCUACAUGAGUGCAUCGUUUUCUCUAUCCGUCACUCCAAACACCAACUACUCUUGCCAGACAGACGGGCAGAACGGGAAGGAGACACAGUCAAUAUUGUACCUGGUUCCUGUGCUCUCUGAGUGUGAUGAAAGCUUAAAUACAGCGCUGAUUGUGGGAUUUGCUUCGUUGGUGGUUGUCAUGUUGGUGCUCAAUGUCAUAUACUGCUUCAAGAAAAAAGGUCCUGUGGCCCAGGAUAAGUGGUCGAUGACCGUACCUGAAGUUGUCACAGUAUGGUUUCGUGAAGACGCCGUCCUCCCCUGCACUUUUACAGCUCCGAGCCAAGUUCAGCCGAGUGUAACGGUGAUUUGGCGACAUAAAUUUUUUAAAGGACCAGAAAUUUUCAGGUGUAUAAGCAAGGCUAAUGAAGCUGAAGGUGGACAGAACUGCUCCAAAUCAUUCGGACGUUACUCACUAUAUGGUGACCCGAAAACACGCAACCUCUCACUGAUUAUCAAAGAUGUCUCAGUGGAAGAUCAAAAACAGUAUUUCUGUCGUGUUGAGCUGAAUGAGGGCAGUUAUGAAGCUCCAGACGGAACCGAAUUGAAAGUCCAAGUACCCCAAACAAUAGAGAGCAUCUACAUACGAACGCUUGCAUCUGGAGAGCAGGUCGUAACGUGUGAUGUUACAGGAAUACCUCUACCCAAUGUAACAUGGAUCAUGCCUGAGAACAUAAACGCCUCGCUGGUGUCUUUCCUAAGUGAAUAUUUUAGAGCUUCAUCCUUCGUUCCUGCGUAUCUGCUCAACACCAACUACACCUGUCAGAUUGAUGGAAAAAAUGGGCUUCAAAAUCAGUCAAUCUACUUCUCAGGAAGAGCUGCGGUGCAAGAACGUCAGAUCUCUUUGUUAUUGUUCGUUGCUGUUGUUACUACACUCACAGCAAUUUUUACCAUCAUCAUCAUCAUCCUGGUGAUUGUGAUCAUGCGUUACAGGAAAGACUCAUCUAAGACUGUGGGCACUGCACAACAGACCAGAUUUGGGAUGAUGGAGUGUAAAAGUGAAGACAUUUAUGCAAAUAUGUAAAACCACAGGUGAUGUGCAACAAGGAAU